UUUUAUAAAGCAAUUAAAGUUGACACUUUUUUUCCUAGUGCUACUUUGCUUUGUUGCAAAAAUCGAUAGAGACUCUAAAACCUUUGUAAGCCUUCAACCUUAUAGAAAAACAAAAAAGAAAGAAAGAUGCAAUGUUCAGAAGAAACUAUAGCUAGUUUGUUCUACAAUGUCUCUAGCUCUUUUCAAAUUUUAUUACUCUUCACCUAUUUCACUUCCAUUUUGCUUGCCAAAUUCUUCUAUUUCCUUGGUGGAAAUCCGUUUUUCUGGAGGAAUCAAGAUGCAUAUGAAUUUUCUGAUGACGAAGAAGUGGAGGAAGAACAUGAGUAUUAUCAUAAUAAUAAUUGUGAGUUUGUGGACGAAAAUCAUUUCAUAGAUGAUGAAUUUCUUGGUGUUGAGAAAGAGAUAGAAGAAAGUUGUAGCAGUACUGAUGAUGAUUAUGAAGAGGAGUCUAUUUAUAGCUCAAUAAUGGAUUCAGAAUCUAUUUAUAGUGAUGAUGAUGAAGUGGAAGUUAAAGAAAUAAUAGAUGAUCAUUCUGAUUCUGAUUCUGAUCCUUCUAGUUAUUCUGAUUCUGAAAUCAACAAAGUUGGGCCCACUUCACCUCUUCCCCGGGACAUGAAUACAAAUGUAUUAACGAAUAUCAUCGACAAGGACAUAAAUCAUGGAAAUUGUUACAGGGAAAUGAUUGAAGACAAGAAAGUGACAGAAAUUAAUUUGUGUACUAGAGAGGAAAAUAUGUUUGUUAAUGCAACAUCAUCAAAGUUAGAGAACAAUAAGAAGAUUUUGCAAUUAGUGCAAGAAGAAAAGGAUGAGCAUGAAAUAUUUGGGGAUUCUUGUACUAAUGGCUCAACUUCAAAGAGUUCUACUGAAUGGAGAAGUUCAAUUAAAGACUCAACAACUGAUGAUCCAUUUUCUUCUUCAUCAAGGAGAAGUUGCCCUAAAUGGGAGUCUUACACUAUCUUCCAAAAAUAUGAUGAAGAAAUGUUGUUUUUUGAUAGAAUUAGUGCACAAAAACUACAUGAAACAGAAACAUUAAGAUCAAUUCAAGCAUGUCCAAGAUCAAUAUCAGAUAGGAUUGUUCAUAAAUUGUUUAUAAAUAAGAAGUCAACUCAGCAUCAUAACCCGUAUCAUGAACUAGAAGCUGCUUACGUAGCACAGGUAUGCUUAGCAUGGGAAGCUCUGAGUUGGAAUUACAAGUACUUCCAACGACUACGAGCUUCCCAUAAUAAUAAUAAGGAAUCGAAGGACGAUCAAGGUUGUCCUGCUUAUGUAGCACAACAUUUCCAGCAGUUUCAAGUUCUUUUACAAAGAUACGUUGAGAAUGAGCCGUAUGAAAAUGGAAGGAGACCAGAAAUUUAUGCUAGAAUGAGAAGUUUAGCUCCAAAAUUGCUUCAAGUCCCAGAAUAUCGAGAUUCAGAGGAGGAUAAAGGGGCGGAGGAAGAUUAUUGCUCAAGAAUAUCUUCAGAAUCAUUUCAUGAAAUAAUGAAAGAAGCAAUCAGAACCUUUAUGAAUUUUCUAAAGGCAGACAAGGAGAAUCGUUACCAAAUAUUAAUGGCAGCUUUCCUUAGGAGAAAAAGAAGAGGUUCACCUCAUGCUACCACCUUCUUGCUAAACAAACAAAACAAAAAGAAAAAAUCAAAGGUGAAAGAUUUACAAAGAUCAGGAAAGUGCUUGAGGAAUAAAAGAAGGUUAAAAGAUGAAGAAGAGAUGGAAAUAUUGAUGUCAUUAGUAGACUUGAAAUUAGUGUCAAGGGUAUUGAGAAUGAGACAAGUAAAUGAAGAACAAUUGCAUUGGUGUGAAGACAAGAUGAGCAAGGUAAAAAUAAGUGAUGGCAAAUUACAAAGAGAUUCUUCACCACUUUUCUUUCCAGCACAAUAGUAGUACUCUAUAAGGACCCCAUUUAGCAUUAAGUAAAGUGUUUCAUUUUACUUUAAUGACUAGAUCAUGAAUCAUGUGUCAUGUAGAUGAAUAUCCUCAAUAUACUGCCAAAAAAGGACAAGGAUGGCCCAGAAAUAAAAGUUACUAAGGGAGGAAAACAAUGAAAAAGGUGAGUUAAUGGGAAUAAUUAAGCAAAAAGAGAAAAGAAGAUAAAGGGGACGUGCAUGUGGAUAAGUAGCUUUACUUUACUUCUUUUUUAGAGCUUUUUUAUUAGGGAGGGUUUAUCCAAAAGAAAAAGCUAUAUCUUGUGAUUUAUUUUGUCCCUCUCUUGCUUUUAUGGACCAAAUAUGAAAAUGAACAACAAUAGGGAGAGCUAAUAUGUCUUUUGAUCUUUUUGUAUUUUCUAGUUUAAACCACGAGAUCAGGAUAAAUGUAUAUUGUCAUAUUCUUAGGAUAUCAUAACAGUGAGGUUAUCCUCACGUUUAUGUAGUAAUUAUAUUUAAUUUAGAAUUCAUGUUUAUAGUUUAUCGUUUGGAGAGUUUUUAUUCAA
Molecule: messenger RNA, 2425 nt
Organism: Solanum tuberosum (potato)
Lineage: Eukaryota; Viridiplantae; Streptophyta; Magnoliopsida; Solanales; Solanaceae
Exons: 6
Coding region: 127-1875 (582 amino acids)
Source: RefSeq, a predicted model, not a curated record